Molecule: messenger RNA, 1353 nt
Organism: Poecilia reticulata (guppy)
Lineage: Eukaryota; Metazoa; Chordata; Actinopteri; Cyprinodontiformes; Poeciliidae
Gene: atg5
Product: ATG5 autophagy related 5 homolog (S. cerevisiae)
Biological process (GO): cellular response to nitrogen starvation; autophagy of mitochondrion; protein lipidation involved in autophagosome assembly
Cellular component (GO): mitochondria-associated endoplasmic reticulum membrane contact site; cytoplasm; Atg12-Atg5-Atg16 complex
Molecular function (GO): Atg8-family ligase activity
Source: RefSeq, a predicted model, not a curated record
UGACAGCAGGGGGAUGACAACACUGUAGGGCCCGUUUUUCCAUUCAGAUUGUCUGUCAAACAUCAACAAAAAAAGUAAGGCUUUUUUUUACACAUAACAUUGUAUUUUCUUGAGCACAUUAACUAUCCGUUUCGGGAAAAUAAAAAUAAUGACCUGACAGCAAUCACUCUAAUUCACUAACCCGUUCUUUGUUGAGUUUCCUCAAGCUAAGUUAGCUUAGCUAGCAUUGAAGCUAACGUCAAUAAGGUGGAUCACAGUUGUAGUUUUACAGGCGUGGAGUUAGUUUGGAAGCCCGGCAGCAGGAAGCUGUUCAGUUUUAGGGCUACAUCUCUGCUUUGAGGGGGCUUCUUCUUUAUGUGCUACUGGGAGGACCAGCUGCAGCACCAUGGCAGAUGACAAGGACGUAUUGAGAGAUGUUUGGUUCGGCCGGAUACCCACCUGCUUCACUCUGAACCCGGAUGAGGUGACUGAAAGAGAGGCAGAAGCAUACUAUCUGCUGCUACCCAGGGUGAGCUACCUGCCUGUUGUCACAGACAAAGUGAAGAAACACUUCCUCAAAGUGAUGAGGCCAGAGGAUGUGGAGGAGAUGUGGUUCGAGUAUGAAGGAACGCCGCUCAAAUGGCACUAUCCUAUUGGAGUUCUGUUUGACCUCCAUGCCUCUAAUACAGUCUUACCCUGGAACAUCACUGUGCACUUUAAGAAUUUUCCAGACCAGGACCUGCUGCACUGCCCGUCAAAUUCCAUAGUCGAGGCUCACUUCAUGUCCAGCAUCAAGGAGGCGGACUCCCUCAAGCACAAGAGCCAAGUAGUCAAUGACAUGCAGAAGAAAGACCACAAACAGCUGUGGAUGGGCCUGCAGAACGAUAAGUUUGACCAGUUUUGGGCGAUGAACAGGAAGCUGAUGGAAUAUCCCACAGAAGACGGAGGCUUUAGGUACAUCCCCUUCAGGAUAUACCAGACGCUGAGCGACAGGCCAUUCAUCCAGAAACUGUUUCGCCCUGUUUCGCCCGACUGCAAUGCACACACACUUGGCGACCUGCUGAAGGAGAUGUAUCCAGAUGCUUUGACAAAUGAUGGUGAGCAGAAGCGCUAUCAAGUGUUGAUCCACGGCAUCGAACCGCUACUGGAAACUCCUCUGCAGUGGCUCAGCGAACACCUGAGCCAUCCUGACAACUUCCUGCACAUCUGUGUGGUCCCUGUGCCCACCGACUGAGGCUGCGCCUCUGCACCUUGUCAUCCCAAGACUCAUCAGCCAAUCACCUGCCAGCUGGAUAACCUCAGACAUGGUAGAACUUCACUGUGGAAACUUGGAGCUAACAGACAUUAAAGGAGGAUCAUAAUAUUAAUCACGAA